This is a messenger RNA of Scophthalmus maximus (turbot), 3293 nucleotides long. RefSeq names its product alpha-1,3-mannosyl-glycoprotein 4-beta-N-acetylglucosaminyltransferase B. The coding region runs from base 153 to 1844 and encodes 563 amino acids. Gene Ontology annotation, biological process: protein N-linked glycosylation. The record is from RefSeq and is a predicted model, not a curated record. Gene Ontology annotation, molecular function: acetylglucosaminyltransferase activity. Lineage: Eukaryota; Metazoa; Chordata; Actinopteri; Pleuronectiformes; Scophthalmidae. The transcript is spliced from 15 exons. Gene Ontology annotation, cellular component: endoplasmic reticulum-Golgi intermediate compartment; Golgi stack; endoplasmic reticulum.
GUCGUUGCUGCUGCUCAGACGGUCGCAGCUCCGCCCGCCUCUCUCCGUCUGUCUACCUGUCUCUCUCUCUCUCUCUCUCUCCACCUGCCCCCCCUCCCUCGUCCCCCCCUCCCCCCUCUCGGUGCGGACAUGCUCCGGGGGCUCCGGGGGAGAUGAGGCUCCGACAUGUCUCCUUCCUGACGGUCUUGUUGUUCGGGCUGUGCGGGCUGGUCUCUCUGUCCUGGUACACCGCCUUCAGCAGCUCCAGAGGAGAUGUGGUGGACAUCUAUCAGAGGGAGUUCCUGGCGUUGAGGGAGCGCCUCCACUCGGCCGAGCAGGAGAACCUGCGGCGCUCGAAGGAGCUGAACUUGGUGCUGGAGGAGAUCAAGAAGGCCAUCGCUGAGAAGCAGGCGCUGAGAGACAUCAACCGCACCUGGAGCAGCCUCUCAGAGGAGACGAGGCUGCGGUUGUGGAACGUGAGCAGCAGUAGAAACGUCCUGCAGCUUCCCUCCAUCUUCCAUCAUCUCCCCCACCUGCUGAGCAAAGAGGACAGCCUGCAACCCGCUGUACACCUGGGACAGGGUCGCACCGGAGUCUCCAUAGUGAUGGGGGUUCCCAGUGUGAAGAGGGAGGUCCACUCGUACCUGACCGACACACUCAGCUCUCUCAUGUCGGAGCUCAGCGCCGCCGAGAAGGACGACUGCGUCAUCGUCGUCCUCAUCGCUGAGGCUGACCAGCAGUACGCCGGCAGUGUAGCAGACAACCUGAAGCUCCUUUUUCCAGCAGAGAUCCAGUCGGGCCUGUUGGAGGUCGUCUCUCCGUCCGUCCACUUCUACCCCGACUUCUCCAGACUCCGAGAGUCUUUCGGAGACCCGAAGGAGAGAGUCAGGUGGAGGACAAAGCAGAACCUGGACUACUGUUUCCUGAUGAUGUACGCUCAGACUAAAGGAACCUACUACGUCCAGCUAGAGGACGACAUCGUCGCUCGUCCCAACUUCUUCACCACCAUGAAGAACUUUGCGUUGCAGCAGCCGUCGGAGGAGUGGAUGAUCCUGGAGUUCUCUCAGCUCGGCUUCAUCGGUAAGAUGUUCAAGUCCUCGGACCUGUCGCUCAUCGUGGAGUUCAUGCUGAUGUUCUACAAAGACAAACCCAUCGACUGGCUGCUCGACCACAUCAUGUGGGUCAAGGUGUGCAACCCGGAGAAGGACGCGAAACACUGCGACCGGCAGAAAGCCAACCUGAGGAUCCGCUUCAAGCCGUCGCUCUUCCAACAUGUGGGAACACACUCGUCUCUGGCCGGAAAGAUACAGAAGCUCAAGGAUAAGGACUUUGGGAAACAGACCCUUCAUAAGGGUCACGCCAACCCCCUGGCGGAGGUGACCACCAGCCUGAAGACCUACCAGCACUUCACCCUGGAGAAGGCCUACCUGGGGGAGGACUUCUUCUGGGCCUUCACCCCCGUGGCGGGCGACUUCAUACGAAUACGAUUCUUCACACCGGUCCGCAUUGAGAGGUUUUUCUUUCGCAGCGGAAACAUCGAACAUCCUGGAGACAAACUGUUCAACACGUCGGUCGAGGUUCUGCCGUUCGACGUGAGUCUUGAAAUCCACUUCGGUCCAGAUACUCAACCAGUAACUCAGAAUAUUCAGGCGGAGAAAGAGGCCUUGACAGACGGGAGGGAGAAAACACCAAAGUAUCACCGGACAGAAGACGGAUUUAUCAGAAUAGGAACGUUCCAGAACGGGGUCGCUGAGGGGGAGGUGGACCCCACGUUCGGGCCCCUGGAGGCCAUGCGUCUCUCUGUGGUCACCGACUGUCCGGUCUGGGUGAUCCUCAGUGAGAUCUUCAUAAAGAAAGCAGAGUGAAGCUCCUCCCCCUCCUCCCCCCACCCUCAGUGAUACCUCAGCCGAGCGGACCGGACGCUCGCCAGCCGCCGUCCCGCUCCAGUGCUGCUCACCGCGGUGGCAAAGCACCGCCGCCUGGCCGGACCCCACCGCCGCCGGGCUGAACGGACCGGAGACACAGAACGCACUCUGACAGGCUGAGGAGGAGGACGAUGAUGAAGAUGAUGAAGAUGAUGAAGAUGAUGAUGAUGACAGGACGAGUGUGGAAGCUGUAAUUAAUCCUGAACAGUCUGUAUUUAUAUGUACAUACGAGGUAGAUGUUGAAACACUGGUCGAGAAACUGCUGCUUCCAAACUCACAGCACCACCCCCCCCCACACACACACACACACACUCAGUCACCACGUAUGUGUGUACAAACACACACACGAUCGUAUGAAUGCCGUCUCUAGUUGCGGCUCAACGUUCACUCGUUUUUCCUCUGUGAGAGAUUUGCCUUAAAGAUGAACAGAAACCGACUGUAGCCACAGAUUACCCACAAUCCUCGGCCCCUCAAGCAUCAUGUGGCUUCAUACUACUGACGAUAAAACCUUGUUUCAUUUUAACCGAGGCCUUGUCACUGACGACUGCUCCCUGUUCGUCACUUCUCUACUCUACUGUAGUGUGAUGUACUCUACUGUACUAUACUCUACUGUAGUGUGAUGUACUCUACUGUACUAUACUCUACUGUAGUGUGAUGUACUCUAAUGCACAGUACUUACAGCCCUCUACUGUACUUAACUCUACUGCACACAGUCCUAUACACUACAGUACUGUACUUUCAUCUGCUGUACUCUGAUGUACAUUAGAGAACUUGAAUGGAGUCUAGAGUAAUCUGUUGUACUUUACUUUACUCUGCAGUACUUUCCUGUACUGUAUUUUUCUGGUCCAGUACAGAAACACAGAUCCUUCCUUCAGUCUGGUGAUGAUUAAUAAUGAAAUAUGAAAUUCUUCCAUCAGUUUACUGAUGACUCAUCUCGUCCCGUAUGAACGACGUGAGACAGGAUCUGAGGUCGUCGAAAACAGAAAUAUGAACCAAAAGAUGAAAUGUUUAGUUUCACAUAUUAUUUCUAUCACUGACCUGCGUCACAUUGAAAUGUAGAAAUGAGACGAGCCACCGCUGACCUUCGACCUCCAGUUCGUGUUUCCAUUAGUAAAGGUUCAGAAAUGAAAAUUGUUUUAAAACCAAAUUGAAUUAAUCAGAUGUUUUCACCUUGAAAUCCUCAGUAACUGAAACAUGAUUUAUCUUUUGAUUUGUGUUUUUAUUCCACCGAACCCUCGAGACUCUUCGUUCUCGCACACGGAGCUCGGAUGGAAAACGCAGCGAGCAGAACCGAGCUUCAGGAAAACAUUCUGUUCCCUGGAAUAUGCAUUACUGUAAUCUGGUGUUGUCUUUUGUAUCCUUUAAAUAAACUAUUUCAAUGAUCUCACA